CCAUGAAGUAAUCAACAUCAACCUGAAGAACAAACCUGACUGGUUCUUUGAGAAGAACCCCUUUGGGCUGGUUCCUGUGCUGGAGACCAGCAAGGGCCAGCUGAUCUAUGAGUCCCCAAUCACUUGCGAAUAUUUAGAUGAAGCAUUUCCAGGGAAAAAGUUGAUGCCUUCAGACCCAUACGAGCGAGCCUUUCAGAAGAUGCUCUUGGAACACUUCUCAAAGAUAACACCCAUAGUUUUCAAGUAUUUUGUGGCAGUCAAAGAUGGACAGGACACCACAGCACUGAAAGCAGAGAUUGCUGAAAAGUUUGGCAAAUUUGAAGAGAUUCUGGCCAAACGCAACACUGUGUUUUAUGGUGGGGAUUCAAUCUCCAUGCUUGACUACAUGAUCUGGCCGUGGUUUGAACGCCUGGAACCAUUCCAGCUGAAGGACUCUUUGAAUCACACCCCAAAGCUCCAACGCUGGAUGGAGGCCAUGAAGGAGGACCCUGCUGUCAAGGCUACGAUGACUGACCCACAGAUAUUCAAAGAUUACCUCCAGCUCUAUAUGAAGAACAGCCCUGAGGCGUGUGAUUAUGGGCUCUGAGGUGCCAGUAGGCACAUGCCUGCUGAAGUGUCAGUGCUUCUUUUCAGUAUGAGCUCUGGGGCUCUAGUAUAAUUUGGUGUGAACUUUUCUGUGGUUGCAUUUCAUAAUGGGGAAUAAAUCUGUGCUGAAAAGGCUGAGCAACCUUCUUUGAACCCCACUCCUUCCUGUCAGGAGGGGGAUCUGCUGGCUUCAGGCAGGAGAUGGGAAGUCAUUGCUGGCCAUAUAUAUCUCGUGAAGGAAAAUGUUGGCUUUACUCAGAGGUGAUGUUCUGUUAAUCUAUGGCCUCUUUGCAGACCUUGCUGGUGGGCAGUCCCUGAACUGACCCUGUUACUUCAUUUAAAAAUUGUAAUACUGGUGUCUUGGAAAUAAAUAAAAAGCAAAGAAAGUUGUCUC
Molecule: messenger RNA, 979 nt
Organism: Eurypyga helias (sunbittern)
Lineage: Eukaryota; Metazoa; Chordata; Aves; Eurypygiformes; Eurypygidae
Gene: GSTO1
Product: glutathione S-transferase omega 1
Exons: 4
Biological process (GO): glutathione metabolic process
Cellular component (GO): cytoplasm
Molecular function (GO): glutathione dehydrogenase (ascorbate) activity; glutathione transferase activity
Source: RefSeq, a predicted model, not a curated record